AUGUCAGGAAUUACCGCCGAUACCGUUCCAGAUGGCUUGCCGAAACCAGUGCACGAUGUUGUCCCUCCAUCGACUAAUGGUACAGCUUCACCGUGCCUGGAUCAUCAGUCACCUGGGGACAUAAACGAACAGCUGUCUUCCCAUACCGUUCCUUUCCCGAUUGCCGUGGUCGGCAUGGCAAUGCGACUGCCGGGAGGAGUGAACAAUGCAGACUCAUUCUGGGAGAUGCUGGUCAACAAGCGGGAUGGACACUGUGAGGUACCAGGAACUAGAUACAACGUCGAUGCAUUCUACAGUCCUUCCGCGCCCGGCACAGUGAAAACACGACAUGGAUAUUUUCUGCAGGAUAACAUCGCCCACAUCGAUCGAUCAUUUUUUUCCAUGAGCCAGAUGGAAGCGGCAAAGCUAGACCCACAGCAACGAUUAUUGCUGGAGGUAGUGUGGGAGUGCAUGGAGAGUGGUGGACAGACCAACUGGAGAGGAAGCAAUAUCGGAUGCUUUGUCGGGGUCUUCGGAGAAGACUGGCUGGAGAUAUCGACAAAAGAUGUCCAGUCUAUUGACCGAUCCCACGCCUUGUGCACAGGGGACUUUGCGAUUUCGAACCGUCUGUCGUAUGAAUAUGACCUCCAGGGCCCCAGUAUCACGUACCGGACAGCCUGUUCAUCCUCUAUGGUUGGACUGCACGAGGCCUGCCAGGCUCUAUACAGCGGCGAAUGUUCUUCAGCUAUCAUUGCCGGAUCAAAUCUCCUCCUGGCACCCACUAUGACAAUAUCAAUUUCGGAAAACAUGGUCCUCUCGCCUAGUGGCCUUUGUCGGACCUUUGAUGCAGCUGCCGACGGCUACGGGAGGGGAGAGGCUAUCAAUGCCGUCUAUAUUAAACCACUGGCAGAUGCGAUACAGCAGGGCGACCCUAUCCGCGCUGUCAUCAGAUCUACCGCUGUGAAUUGUGAUGGGAAGACACCGACUAUCACAACGCCUGGGUCGGACGCUCAGGAACGGCUUAUUAGGCGCGCAUAUUUAAAGGCUGGCAUCGAAAAUCUGUCUCAAACUGCAUUCUUCGAAUGCCACGGAACUGGAACGAUUGCUGGCGAUACAGCAGAGACGCGUGUUGUCGCCAGGAUCUUCAACGAGGGCGGUAUAUAUAUCGGCGCGGUCAAACCCAACGUUGGGCACUCUGAAGGUGCCUCGGGGCUAACCAGCAUUAUCAAGUCUGCCCUUGCGCUGGAGAAGAGAAUCAUCCCGCCCAAUGCGCAUUUCUUGAACAGAAACCCAAAAAUUCCCUUUGAGGAGGCGAAUUUGCAAGUACCUGUAGAACCCAUCUCUUGGCCAGACGGGAAAUCUGAACGAGUCAGCGUGAACUCAUUUGGAAUCGGAGGGACAAACGUUCACGUCAUUAUGGAAUCGUUUUCGUCUUCAACCGCCUUGCCAACGUAUGGCUCACUCUCUGCAGCAGUUCCACAGCUUUUGGUGUUGUCCGCAAAGACCAAAAAGUCACUCCAGAAAGGAACAGAGAACAUUCAUGAAUAUGUCGCCCAGCACCGGCCCGCCGCUAAUAAUUUGGCGUAUACAUUGAAUAUCAGACGGGAGCACAUGGCGCAUCGAGGCUUCGCGAUUCUUGACCAGAAUGGUGGGUUAUCGGACUUCGAACAGUCCCACGAAGCCCCAUCCAGCAUAUCUUUUGUCUUUAGUGGGCAAGGUGCGCAAUGGGCCGGCAUGGGCAGGGAAUUACUAUCAACAUCUGCAUGCUUUCUCAAGAGCAUUCAAACUAUGGAUCGAGCGUUGAAGCAACUGGUAAACCCUCCUUCGUGGACUCUUGAAGGUGAGCUCUUGAAAGACGAUGAAGAGAGCAGCAUCUCAGAACCUGAAUUUUGCCAGCCGCUCUGUACAGCUAUCCAGAUCGCGCUGACUGAUAUUCUCCGCGUCUGGGGAAUUCACCCAGCGUCUGUCAUUGGCCACUCGAGCGGAGAGAUUGCCGCGGCAUACUGUUCUGGUGCAAUUAGCGCUGAAGUGGCCAUCACCUUGUCUUAUUUCCGGGGCAAGGCUGUGAAAGAACUGGCAACAGAGCGUGGUGGCAUGGCUGCUGUUGGGAUGUCCGCCGAAGAUGUUAGAAAAUAUCUGCGAAAGGGAGUGACUGUGGCCUGUGAGAACAGCCCAGCAAGUGUGACGCUGUCUGGAGAUGAAGAUACUCUACUCUCGGUCUUGGAAGACAUUCUGUCAAAAAGACAAGAUACAUUUUGCAAACAACUCAAAGUCUCUACUGCGUAUCAUUCUGAGAGCAUGCAGCAACCUGGAAGCAUAUAUGAACGCUUCAUUACGCCGAUUAUGUCCCACGGUAGCAGAAUGACGCCACUCUAUUCUACUGUCACCGGUGGCGUUAUCACGGAUCCAUCCGCUUUAGAUGCGGCAUACUGGCGCAAGAACCUGCAGUCGACAGUCCUUUUCAAUGGAGCAAUGAAUGUUCUGAUAGAAAGCACACAGCGAGCGAAAAUAUUCGUCGAGAUUGGGCCGCACUCGGCUCUAUCAAGCCCGCUCCGUCAGAUUUUGCGCAUGCACGAUCCUAAACAGAUGUCAACGUAUAUCCCUACCAUGAUUCGCAACGAACAACAAUGGCGAGCUCUUCUGAGAACUGCGGGGCGGCUCUAUGUCGGAGGUGCUCCAAUUGAUCUGUCUGCGGUAAAUGUAACAUCUGGCAAAGUGCUGAUAGACUUACCAUCAUACCCUUGGCAACACGAAGACUGCUCGUGGAGUGAGACGCGGCUUGCUCGACAGUGGAAGAACUGCAAAGAGCCUCCCCACGAGCUUCUGGGUUCUCGAUGCCUGGAAUCAUCAGAUAUAGAGCCCUCGUGGAGAAGACUUCUGCAUGUGGGCCAUGUGCCUUGGCUGUGGGACCAUGUGAUGGGGAAAGAUGUGAUAUUCCCAUGUGCUGGCUACAUUGCCAUGGUCGGUGAGGCAAUUCGGCAAACAACGGGAUCGGAAGAGUAUACUAUUCGCAAUAUGUUUAUGAGAGCACCGCUGGUUCUGAGAGGAGAUGAAGCCGCAGAAAUACUGACCAAUUUUCGUCCGGUGAAGCUCUCAGACAAUGUUGAAUCCACCUGGUACGAGUUUGCUAUCAUGGCAUACCAGAACGGAACUUGGAAAAAGCACUGUGUUGGACAGACAAGGGCGGCGAUGGGAAAACCUUCCCAUGCUCAUGAGAUCCAUCCAUAUCCGCGGUCCAUUCCUUCUAGAGCAUUGUAUAAAACGGCAAAAAAGCGCGGUGGUGUCUAUGGCCCCAGAUUCCGACUCCUGCAGAAUAUAUCUGCAAGUACCUCGACCUGUCAGGCAUCUGCUAGUCUCCAAUACAAUGAAGAGGAUGGUGCAACUCACUGCAGUCGAUAUGCUCUUCAUCCAACGGUCAUUGACCAAAGCCUCCAGCUACUUGUCGUUGCCAUGAACCGCGGUAUUCUUCGUCAUCUUUCAACAUUCGGUAUCCCGAUGGUGAUAGAAAAUGUUGAUAUCCGACCUGGCCGUGGCUCAAUAUUCCUCGAUGCAUCUUGCCAUGGGUCUGCGCAAUCAAUAACUGGAGAUUCGAUCGCAGUCAUGGACGGUGAGAUUGUCCUCUCGAUGAAAAACGCGACGCUGGUAUCAGUUGAAGAGAUAGAUGCCGCCAACGACAACGGCUCUAUGAUUGCGCGAGUGGAAUGGAAGCCACACAUCGACCUAAUUACGCUGGCCGAUCAACUCUCUCCUGGUGCUUUACGAGCCUCCUCUGCGCAGCUGCUUGAUAACUUCACACGCAUUUUGAUCGUGAAUACCGCAGCCAAAGUUCGACCCUCUCACCCAAAUGAUUCUCAUUUGAAAAGGUAUCAAGCUUGGCUCUGCGCACAGGCUGAUAUCAUUUCACCGGACAAGAGCAAUGGGCUAUGCCUAGAUUCCCUCUGCCAGGAAGAUAAACUCAACGAAUGCAUACAAGAGCUGGAGCAGGCGAUGCCCCAGCUAGAUGUGAUCUGCAACCUAGCGCGAAGAAUUUCAGAUCUUUCAGCUGAUUUGAUUCAAGAAAAAAUCAGCCCGCAAGAUAUCACAGACGAGAAUCAAAGCAUCAAAGCUCUGAGCACGUUCCUCUCAAUCAGCACUGGCUGUGGGGAAUUCUUUUCGCUACUUGGUCACUCCAACCCGAUGAUGCGAGUUCUCACAGUUGGGAUAGGCAAUGGGCUUACCACUAUGCAGGUUCUUCGCGGCCUCACAUGCAAAGACGGCGUACCUAUGUAUGAAAAAUGCACGGUCACCGACAUAUCUCCAGACCUCGUUUCUCAGGCCAAGGAGAGACUUGACUGGGUUCACAACAUCGAUUAUAUCUUGCUAGACGCUGACAACAAUAUCUUGGAUCAAGGAUUCGAGACAGGAAGCUACGACCUAAUCAUCACAUCGGAGGUAUUUGAUGGAAACAGACCACUCUCCUCUACGUUCCACAACCUUCACGCUCUUCUCGCCCCCGGUGGUCGGCUUUUCAUCCAAGAGCCUUGUUCGAGUACUCCUUUGGUGACCUAUAUUAUGGGUAUCUUUCCGAUGUGGUGGGUGCAGCAGCCUUGUGAUAAUGGAAACCAUUUGGUCUCUCCCAAGGAAUGGAAGACGAUGCUCGAAGAAGUGAAGCUUGAAGAAGGGGACGAGAUAACAACGAGUGACCCGUCGCCCUUUCGACCCAGCACUGCGAUUCUAUGGCGCUCGCGUACCUCUGUCGCCCACCAGGGGCACAUCUCUCUUUUAUAUCUCUCCACCAUCACAGCCUGGGCUCGGAGUGUGGAACGUAUUCUAGUCCAGAAAGGCUACAUUGUGACGUGGCUUGCUUUGGGACAGCCUAUUCCUCCGGGAACCGAUGUGGUAUCUUUGAUUGAUCUGGAAGGCCCAUUCUUCUCGAAUAUGUCUGGGGACAGAUUCCAUCAGCUUCAACUGUUUACUACCCAAAUGACGCACUCCAGGAUUCUAUGGAUCACCGAGAGCUCGCAAAUGUCAUGCAAUGACCCGCGGUUUGGCCUGGUACUGGGCUUCGCGCGGACAAUCAGACAUGAAGUCAUGCCAGAUUUUACCACAUUUGAGAUCGACAAGUUUGAUUCAAUUGGGGCUACUUCAGUCGCUCGCGUUCUUGAACAUGUACACAGGCAACGGAGUUGUCCUUGGGUGGACCCGGAUUACGAGUUUGCAUUGCGCCAAGGAGUCGUUUAUGUUAGUCGAGCCAACUGGACUUCGACUCGGGAGUCUUUGGUUGCCGCGAUGCCCCCAAACAAUGGAGGCAAAGCCCUGGAUAUCGGUACAUACGGGCUAUUGAGCUCGCUUGCCUGGUGUGAACAAGACCAACGACCAUUGCAGGACAAUGAAAUUGAGGUUGACAUGAAGUAUGUCUCGCUAAAUUUCAGAGACAUGAUGGUGGCCAUGGGGUUCGUGGGUAACAAGAGCGAGUUUGGACUCGAAGGUACUGGUCUCGUUCGUCGAGUCGGGUCUUCUGUUGAAGAUGUCCGCGUGGGAGAAGCCGUUCUAGUUAUGGGAACCGGGCUUCUCUGCACUCGAAAGAUCAUCGAUGCGAAGUACUGCUCCCCUCUCCGAGAGGGCCUCUCCCUGGCCGAUGCUGCCACAAUGGCAUGUGUGUAUGGCACUGUUAUACACUCCCUUCUACAUAUCAGCAAGAUCCAGCAAGGCCAGUCCGUAUUAAUACAUUCCGCAUGCGGUGGUGUGGGACUUGCAGCGAUUCAAACCUGUCAGAUGUUGGGCGCCGAGAUCUUUGUCACCGUCGGAAAUGAGGAGAAAGUGCAGUAUCUUAUAGACACCUUUGACAUCCCCCGAGACCAUAUUUUUGACUCCCGGAGCCCGUCUUUCUUCCAGGGGCUUAUGGCGCAGACUCAUAAUCGUGGAGUGGACGUGGUAUUGAAUUCCCUUUCCGGUGAACUGCUGCAUUUGUCCUGGAAAUGCGUCGCCAAAUUUGGGAGAAUGAUAGAGCUGGGGAAACGGGACCUUUUGGGCCAUGCCCAAUUGGAUAUGUCACUAUUCGCCGGAAACCGAUCCUUCACCGGGGUUGAUAUAAAGCAGGUCAUGGAGGAAGACCCGGCCGAGUUUCGCAGUUUAAUGGACGAGGCCAUGGCCUAUAUUUCCGAAGGGAAGCUCAAGCCUAUACGGCCAGUUACCUUCUUCGAAGCGGUCGACAUCUUCCAGGCCUUUGGUCUUAUGCAAACGGGCAAGCACAUGGGCAAAAUUGUGAUCAAUAUGCCGGACGAUUCUUCGGUGCUACCAAUAUCUUGCCGUCUCUCUUCGGUCUCCUUCUCUCCACAUGACUCAUUUCUCCUAGUUGGUGGACUCGGAGGGUUGGGACGCAUGGUGGCCACAUGGAUGGUAGAGAAGGGAGCUCGAGACUUGGUCUUUCUAAGCCGAUCGGCGGGGAAAGAAUCAGAUUCAAAAUCAUUCCUCAAGGAGCUCCAGAGUCAGAGUUGCUCGGUGACUACGAUCCGAGGAAGCGUGGAUAGCCUAGACGACGUGAAGCGUGCGGUCUCGGCGUGCGGGAAUCGCAUUGCAGGUGUUAUUCAAAUGUCCAUGGUGCUCAGAGAUCAGCUCUUCUCUAAGAUGACGCAUAAUCAGUGGAUCUCAGCGUUGGCCCCAAAAGUCGAAGGGACAUGGAAUCUGCAUACGACCCUUGUUGGUCGCGAUCUGGACUUCUUUGUGUGCUUUGGCUCCCUAUCUGGUCUUUGUGGGAACGCUGGCCAGGCCAACUACGCGGCUGCCAAUUCCUUCCUGGAUGCCUUCGUCCAGUAUCGACGAAAACAGGGCCAUGUGGCUAGUGUGAUUGAUGUCGGCCUUAUGGAGAAUGUGGGGUUUGCAUACGAGUAUGCGCCAAAGCUCCUCCAACGAGCCCACUCGGCAUCGAUGCAGACAGUCGAGGAGCAUGAUUUGCUCCAAGCCUUGGAGCUGGCUAUUUUGCAGCCCGGCCAGAUUGCCACUGGGCUUGGGACCACGAGAUGCCCGUCCAACCCCGAUGUAGUUCCCCCUUGGACCCCGGAUGCUCGAUACAGUCUCUGGACAAAAAUAAUCUCAUCGAACGAUACGACCACCACAACAUUGGAAGGAGAUGUCAAGGAGCUAGUUGAGGCUAUCCAGCGUAGCCCUGAAAUACUAGGCGAUCCGCUUAUCGAGAACCGAAUCACCAAAGUGCUUGGCAAAGAGAUCGGGUCACAUCUCACCAGCAUCAAUGAUAUGGAAGAUGAUGAAAUACAAAACCUGGUAAUUGAAUCUCUGGUUAUGAUCGAGGUCAGGAGCUGGUUUCGGCGGCACCUGAAUCUGGAGCUGUCCCUAGUUGAUAUUUCUAACGCAGGGACCAUUGGGGGCCUUGGGAAAGUCACAAUGAGCGCUCUCCGUGCUAAAUACCAGACAGGAGAUGCAAACAUGGAAGCAGACACGAGUUCUUCAUCCGAUAAUGAUACUAGCCCGGGUCAGGAUUUGACGCUGGGUCAGGACAUCUAUCCCAUUACGGGACCAAUACCAGAAUGGCAUUCAGGGUCAGAAGGAUAUGUACUUUUGACCGGGGCCACAGGGUUUGUGGGUGCGUUCUUGUUAUGCAUGCUAGCAGCACUUCCUAAAGUCCAAUGUGUCAUUUGCUUAAUACGAUCUGCCGACGAGUCAUCCGCAAUGGCUCGACUAGAAACAGCGUUGGACAAAUUUGGCCUUCCAAUGAAUUUCCGUGACAAGGUGCGGGCGGUCCCUGGCGAUAUCUCAAAACGAGAUCUUGGCCUAGAAGUCGCAAUGUUCGCCCAGUUGGCCGAAAAGUGCAGUACUGUUUUCCAUCUUGCAGCUGCUGUGAACUUUGGCCUGCCUUAUUCUGAUCUCCGGAGUGUCAAUGUGCGUGGCCUUGUUCAUGUCAUAGGUUUUGCCAACGCUCGGCGUCUGAAGUCUGUCCAUUACUUCUCUAGCAUGGCUGCGUACGGUCCAGCCGGAUUUCUUGGCAACCAAGAAUUUAUUCCUGAGAAUCAGAAACCGAUGGCCGGCUCCGAGCAAACACAGAACCACGGGGGCUAUCCCCUCAGCAAGUGUGUCGCUGAGAACAUUUGCUGGGACGUUAUCGGAAACGGCUUUCCUCUCACAAUCUACCGGCCCGGAUUUGUACUGGGGCACAGUGUUACAGGCGUCGGAAAUGCGAAAGAUGCUGUAAAUCGAUUGAUGUCGACCUGCAUCAAGCUAGGCGCAUAUCCUGAUCCUCCUGCCCAGCGGAACUUUUUUGUCCCUGUGGACUUUGUCUGCUCAGCUGCGCUGCAGAUUUCCCUAUCAAAUGAGAACAUCGGCCAAGCGUACAAUCUAAUCCAUCCGGAUCCGGAUCAAAAUAUCAGCCUGUCAACCACUUUUAACAUCAUUGGCCAACUUGCUUCACCACCGCUCCGCGUUUUGGAAAUCUCCGAUUGGGUGGAAUUGUUUUCAAAGUCUGAAGGGCAUCUUGUUACUCAACUUGCCCCGCAUAUACGUGAGCGACUAGGAGAGGACAUGAUUUGGUGGAACAGAAAACAAGAUGCCAUGGUGACAUAUGGGACGCAAAACGUAAAUAGAGCCUUGGAAAGCCAACCGGAAAUCUUGCAAUUCACCAAUUAA
Molecule: messenger RNA, 8595 nt
Organism: Penicillium canescens
Lineage: Eukaryota; Fungi; Ascomycota; Eurotiomycetes; Eurotiales; Aspergillaceae
Exons: 12
Coding region: 1-8595 (2864 amino acids)
Biological process (GO): fatty acid biosynthetic process; secondary metabolite biosynthetic process
Molecular function (GO): oxidoreductase activity; fatty acid synthase activity
Source: RefSeq, a predicted model, not a curated record